AGACCACUAAUAAAUUUAAAAUAUCUACCGCAGGAGAAUUUUCUUGUCAAAAAUGGCACUUAUUUUCAGCAGAUUUGGGAGUGGAAUUAUGUCGUUUGCAGGGCACAUGAGAUCUUCCAAACAUGCAGCUCUUCGAACUAUAUCCAACUGUUAUAGUUUGCCUGAUACUCACAAGAUGCUACAGAAAACGUGCCGGGAAUUUGCCGAAAAAGAGCUACAACCAGUAGCUGCAAAAUUUGAUAAAGAGCACUUAUUUCCAAAGGAACAAAUCAAAAAGCUUGGUGAGUUAGGUUUGCUAGCAGUCAAUGUUUCUGAAGAUGCAGGUGGUGCUGGAUUGGAUUACUUAGCAUAUGUUAUUGCUAUGGAGGAAAUUAGCCGAGGAUGUGCAUCUUGUGGGUGCAUCAUGAGUGUUCAUAGUUCUUUAUAUCUAGGUGCCAUACAGCAGUUUGGGACGGAAGAACAACAGAAGAAGUAUGUAAACCCAUUUGUCAACGGAGAUAGAAUUGGUUGUUUUGCGUUAAGUGAACCAGGCAAUGGCAGUGAUGCAAGUGCAGCAUCAACUGUUGCUCGAUUAGAUGGAGAUUCUUAUGUACUAAAUGGCACAAAAGCAUGGAUCUCCAAUGGUUAUGAGGCAGAGGCAGCAGUGGUGUUUGCUACUACUGACAAGUCUAAAAAGCAUAAAGGACUAAGUUGCUUCAUAGUGCCUAAGAGUAUUGCUGGAUUCACGUUAGGUAAAAAAGAAGACAAAUUGGGAAUUCGCGGCUCUUCGGCUUGUAACCUCAUCUUUGAAGACUGUCGUAUUCCGAAAGAAAAUCUUCUGGGACAAGAAGGAGAAGGAUUCAAAAUUGCUAUGAUGACUUUGGAUGCUGGAAGAACAGGAAUUGCUAGCCAAGCUCUUGGUAUUGCGCAGGCUGCUCUAGAUUGUGCUAUUCAUUAUGCUGCUCAAAGACAAGCUUUUGGGGCUUCGAUACUCAAGUUGCAAACUAUUCAGAUAAAACUAGCAGACAUGGAAUCAAGAAUUGAAUCAGCUCGAUUGUUGACGUGGAAAGCAGCUAGUUUGAAAGAUGCUGGACAAAAAUAUACAAAAGAAGCUGCAAUGGCAAAACUAGUAGCGUCUGAAGCAGCUACUUUCGUUUCUCAUCAAGCAAUUCAGAUCUUAGGUGGUAUGGGUUAUGUAUCGGACAUGCCUGCUGAACGUUAUUAUCGAGAUGCUCGAAUAACUGAAAUUUAUGAAGGAACUUCUGAGAUUAUGAGAUUGGUGAUUGCCAAUAACCUCAUCAAAGAAUAUGGUCUUUGAACCGACAUAACUAACACCUUUAUUAUCAUCUUACAUUUUUUUAGUAAUUCAUAAUCACAGUGGUCUGUCUUAAUUGAAAUAAAAUGUUUAAUUUAUA
Uloborus diversus is the source of this 1394-nucleotide messenger RNA. Its product is annotated as short-chain specific acyl-CoA dehydrogenase, mitochondrial-like. Gene Ontology annotation, cellular component: mitochondrion. NCBI's taxonomy places the organism in Eukaryota, Metazoa, Arthropoda, Arachnida, Araneae, Uloboridae. The record is from RefSeq and is a predicted model, not a curated record. Gene Ontology annotation, molecular function: flavin adenine dinucleotide binding. Gene Ontology annotation, biological process: fatty acid beta-oxidation using acyl-CoA dehydrogenase; butyrate catabolic process.